Messenger RNA from Ornithodoros turicata, 3771 nucleotides. RefSeq names its product sodium-dependent phosphate transporter 1-B-like (gene NaPi-III). Gene Ontology annotation, cellular component: membrane. NCBI's taxonomy places the organism in Eukaryota, Metazoa, Arthropoda, Arachnida, Ixodida, Argasidae. Gene Ontology annotation, biological process: phosphate ion transmembrane transport. The transcript is spliced from 13 exons. The record is from RefSeq and is a predicted model, not a curated record. Gene Ontology annotation, molecular function: phosphate transmembrane transporter activity. The coding region runs from base 209 to 1741 and encodes 510 amino acids.
GAGCGUCACCUGUUGUCGCACUCGAAAAGCUGGGAAGGUGUUCUUCGGGCACGCUCCUGUUACAUGUCCACGUGAUCCGUCGGCAAUACAUGUGCUGGACGAUGUCAUCAUGUCACGCUUAACAAUUUCCAUGAGAAGACGGUAGUCAAGGUCGAGUUGAAGUGGACCACGUUGUGUCGAGUUUUGCAGCAUCCUAACGGGUAACAAGAUGGAAGACAUGCUCUGGGUGGUGGUCUUGGCCUUCAUCUUGGCCUUUUUUCUGGCCUUCGGCGUAGGAGCCAACGAUGUGGCCAAUUCCUUCGGAACCUCCGUCGGUGCUAAAGUGCUUACUCUGCGCCAGGCCUGCAUUCUGGCUACCAUCUUUGAGAUCCUCGGUGCUGUACUCAUUGGAUACAAGGUGUCUGAUACAGUGCGGAAAGGAAUCCUCGACAUUGAGAUGUACAAUGAUGCCCCGAGAGACCUGAUGAUGGGGAACCUUGCUGCGCUCGCCGGCAGUGCAACGUGGAAUAUCCUGGCCACUGCAUUUCGUCUUCCAGUCUCUGGUACGCACAGUAUUGUGGGGGCCGUCGUAGGAUUUUCGUUGGUUGCUCGAGGAUUCCAAGGGAUUCACUGGUGGGAGAUGGGAAAGAUUGUCCUCUCCUGGUUCAUCUCUCCUCUCCUCUCCGGUUUUAUCUCUGUCCUGCUCUACGUCCUCAUUCAAUGGCUUGUCCUUAGAAAGGAGAAGCCCUUGGAGCCAGGACUUCGUUCUCUGCCAUUUUUCUAUGGGUUCACGCUGUUUGUGAACGUGUUCUCCGUUGUACACGAUGGACCUCGCCUCUUACGGUUUAACAUGAUUCCGUGGUGGGGUGCAGUCAUAAUAGCACUCGUCGUGGCCAUCGUCUCUGCUGCCGUCGUCUGGUUCGUCGUUGUGCCUCGUCUGAGGAAGGUCAUAGAGAAAGCCCUUUAUGGAUCUGUGGAAAAGGCGGAUACUAACUUGGCUGAACUGUCUGCACAGCACAAGGGUGAAAAGACUUUUGCGUUUGCUCCAUGCGAGCACAUCUGUGAUGCUUCCGUCCACACUAUAAGCCAGCCCAAUGGGAACAGUCCACCGGUCAUGAUGUCCCCAGCGGGAAGGCCAAAUGCAGCUGACGAACAUGGACACCCCCGUGACAAGAGGCUUUCUUUGAUUAUGUUAGAAGAGGCUGCUUUGACUGGAGAGCCACGUAAGGAGAUACACGAGGAUGACAAACCAGAGACGGCCAAGCUUUUCUCAUUCCUGCAGGUGUUAACGGCUGUGUUUGGCUCAUUCGCUCACGGGGGCAACGAUGUCAGCAAUGCUAUCGGGCCCCUGAUAGCGGUGUGGAUGAUCUACGUGGAUGGGAAUGUGCAUCAGUCGUCGGAGACUCCAAUCUACAUCCUCCUCUACGGUGGAGUGGGCAUCAGUCUGGGCCUCUGGAUCUGGGGUCGGCGAGUCAUCCAGACAGUGGGUGAAGAUCUCACCAAGGUCACACCAUCAAAUGGCUUCACCAUUGAGAUUGGGGCUGCGUCCACGGUGCUGCUUGCUUCCAAAGUGGGGAUUCCAAUCAGUACGACGCAUUGCAAGGUGGGCUCCAUAGUGUUUGUGGGGUGGGUGCGGUCGCGGAAGGGCGUCGAUUGGAGUCUCUUCCGCAACAUCAUUCUCGCCUGGCUCCUGACACUGCCUGUCACCGGAGGACUCUCAGCUGCACUUACAGCAAUCUUGUACUCUGCACACGGUCUCUAACCAAGUGCCAAAUGACUCUCCAAGUGCCAAGUGCCUUUAUCUGCACACUGGUGUGACAACUUUGGUGCACAAUUUUUCUUGGCAACUUUUUCAAGAUCCCUCGCCUGGAUGGCAGCGAGUCAAGUAAUUUAAGCCGAGGAUGGAUUCCCGAAGCGAGGAAAAAUCCAUCGUGUGAAUGUUGAUAUUGCGAUACUACGUACAACAAUUUUACCGACUGCUCUUCAAAAUCAUUCGCAAACGUGUCGGAGAUUUUUUAAACUCCAGUUUAUAAGGGUUUUGCCGAAAUACAAUUGUAAUUACCGUUAUUGUAUAUAAUGAUAGAGCACGCAAAAACAAGCUUGAGUGCACAACAGGACUGUAUCUUGAGUAAUUAAGUAAAGUAUCUGAGUGAUAACAAAAAAACAAAUGGCCACUCAUACGAGGUUGGAAGGUGAAGCUUGCGCUUGGGCAAACACACAAGACCUGAGAACUCGUCUUGAUCUUGGAUGGAUUUCGUUCAUCAGCUUGCCUGAAUCUACGCCAUCCCACUUGAUGAUCAUGAUGCUUACUGUGUGUCCCAAUAAGAAUUGUAUAGCUAGAUAGAUUGGAUUGUAUCCAUGCUGUUUCUACUUUGUUCCUGGAAGUUGUGCCGUGAGUUUUUAUGGGCACUCCAGUGUAGCCAAUUACAAUGUAUAAAGUUAUGGGGUGGUACUUUGAAAGUGGGCCGCGUCAACUGCCCACUAGCUAUUGCAUAGAGACCUUUUAUUUGAAACAAUUUAGGAUAUGUUUGCGCAGUAAGUAAGCGAACUUGGUUUUCUUGUUACUUUUAAACGGGGAACAAUAACGGAAUGUUAGCGAAAUUAGAGCUGGUAACUGUAUCAGAACAGUUUACCACGUCCCCGCAUUACCUGAAACUAAAACUACAUUCAUCGGUGGGCUGUCAUAGAACGACAUGAGCACCUUUUCGUGUGUGUCUGUGUCUAUUCCUUGUGAGUCCAGGGACUUCCAUCCAUACAUGUGUUAAUAUACCGCCCCAGCAGGUGGAGUUGUCACAAAAAAAUCUCACAUUUACGAGGCAAGCUGGUGAUCGCUAGCCAGUCAUGAUCACAUUUCUUGAGCGAAUCAACCUCACAUCCACCGCGAAGAAAUAGCGCCAUAAAAGGUGAUCUACAUUUCGGGGUGGGGGAGCCGCCCCCUCGCUACGCCCCCCAGAGGUCGAGUUCUGGGGAAAUUUCCCGAGUGAUUUAUAGGUAGCCUUAAAGUAAUCGAUGAAAAAUUCUGCUCUACUAUAGCAAUCGAACUGCUCCAGGGGGCGCUGGGGACGCGGCAGUUUUAGCCCAUUUUUCCCCCGGGGGUGAUCCGGGAGUCUUCCCCCCUCUUCUGCGCACGCUCUAUAGGCGGUGCCGGCAUUUGUCUGAGCCCCCUUGCCGGCAUCAAACUAAGUGUUUUUAGCAGACGUACGCAUAUGUCAUUUUCGAAUUCAACUUUAACAAAAUUGUCGUAAAAAUUACGCGUUUUGGUUUAUUCGCGACAAAGAUUUUAAAGGACAUUCGUACAAGCGCAAUUUUCUGUCUUUAGGCUCAGUAUGGAGAAAAAUCCAUCAGCCACACUGCUAUAGUAUGUCAAAAAAUUCUCGCGAAAAUGGAAAUGGAAAUUUUCUACCUGACUGUGGUGCUCCUCAUCCUUAGGCUGCCUCCAUGGGUCUAGGGACUCGAUCUUUUUCGGGCUCGUAAAAUAUACUAAAAAAAUCAUUUAAAUUACUGAGUACCAGGCAAGAAAGUAACUGUACUAAACCUUGAAAAAGUUUCUUUCAAGAUAUGAAGUUCCACGAUCGAAAGUAACGGUACUCAGGCUCAGUAGACAAGCCUCCUCAAGGAACACAACGGUUGCCUAACCUCACAUUGCCGGUCGAGUGAGUGGUCGGUAAGCAAGCGACCGGCAAUCGAGAGAUGCGUGGUUAGAGUUUAUUUUAUUUUUAUUUCGUCAUACUACAGUCCUAUACAGGCCUGAGUGGGUGACAAGAUGAAAAAUAAAAGGUGUACCCAAUUACA